AAAUCUUAUAACAAACUUCAAAAAAAAAAAGAAAUAAGAAAAUGGCUAAACUACUAUUAGCCAAUCAAAUCCUUGUUAUAAUCUUCUUGAUUGUUGCUUCGCAACAAUGGCAGCAUGCCGAAUCACAUAAGCACACGUGGCAGGAGGCCUUCAAAGUCCUCGGCAUAGCAUGGAACCGCGACGGAACCCUAAACAGGACCAUCCAGAUUCCGAUGGUGGACCCCACCCCGUACGAGGAUUCCGCCACCCCAUCUCCGACGGUCCUCUCCCAGGACAUCCAGCUCAGCUCCAAGAGCAAAGCCACCGUCCGCCUCUAUGUGCCGGCGAACCCGCCAAAGAACAAGACGCUGCCUCUCGUCGUCUACCUCCACGGCGGCGACUUCGUCCUCUUCAGCGCCUCCACCAUCAUCUUCCACAACUUCUGCAAUGACAUCGCCGAGUACUUUCCCGCCGUCGUCGUCUCCGUCGAGUACCGCCUCGCGCCGGAGAACAAACUCCCCGCCGCCUUCGACGACGCCCUCAACGCCAUCUUCUGGGUAAAGAACCAGGCUAAGGGAGUAGGGGGGCGGGACCCAUGGAUGGAGUUCGCCGACUUCUCAAGAGUCUUCAUCCUCGGCAGCAGCGCGGGCGCCAACAUCGCGUACCACGUGGCACUCCGGGCACUCGAUUUCGAUCUCCGGCCACUCAAAAUCAAAGGCCUCCUCAUGAACCAAGCCUACUUCGGCGGCGUGCAGCGAACCCAAUCGGAGAUCCUCCUGAAAGAAGAUCCCUACGUGCCACUUUACGUAAACGACGUUCUCUGGUCGUUAGCUCUGCCGUUCAACUUUAACCGGGACCACAGGUUCUGCAACCCGAUCUCCGGCGGGACUUACCGCGGCCGGGUUUACCGGCUGCCGAAGGUGUACAUCAAGGGCGACUUCGGCGACCCGUUAGUUGAUAGAUCGAUUCUGUUGGGGAUGUUCUUGCAGUCUUGUAAGGUGCCGGUUUAUCACCGGUUCAACACCGGCGGGUUUCACGGGAUCGAGCUGCAGAAUAAGACGGCGGCGCAGCAACUGUAUCAUGAUAUGAGGGGGUUUAUUGAUGAUGUUCAUACCAAUUUGAACUCUGAGGAUCUUUCUAGUCUUCAUGCUUCUUACUAAGCGACGACGAUGGCGGCGGCGGAAAAUCGACUGUCGGAGUUGGUUAAUAAAGUUGUCUUGUGUGAGAUCGGUUUCGGUUUCGGGUUUUUUUUUUUUUUUUUUUUGGGGUCCUUUGUACUUGGAGUUCAUGAUUAAUAAGUAAUAAAAUAUAUUUAUGAUGAAUAAUUAUACUGGAGUAAAUUACUGUUACCGCUGAGGUAAGAUUAAAUUAUGAAAAAAGUACCUCGUGUUUGGGUAAUUACAAUUAUCUCCUUCAAUUAUGAACUUUUUUUUAUGUCUACACUUAUGAUGUUAAAUUCAACGUAAUCUUCUAGAUUGCGUGGAAUGUUCUCUAGUUUGUACUCGUUUUGUGUAAAAAUGCAGUUUCUGAUGCACCACAAUCCGAUAUUUAUAAGCCAAGAGACGCAUCUUAUGAUCGAUCAUCUUGCUACAAAUAUGG
This is a messenger RNA of Erythranthe guttata (spotted monkey flower), 1578 nucleotides long. The record is from RefSeq and is a predicted model, not a curated record. NCBI's taxonomy places the organism in Eukaryota, Viridiplantae, Streptophyta, Magnoliopsida, Lamiales, Phrymaceae.